UGUGUCUUCAUUCCAACUCAGGCAUUUCCUAUUUUCUCUUCAUUGUUUCUUAAACCCUCUUUUCUUAAGUGUCUUCGUUCUUCUUAAUUUUCAGCAUGGCACGUUCUAUGCUAUUGCUAGUAUGUGCAGCUUUUGUGCUCUUGGUUUGUUCUUCAAUGGCUUCUGCCGCAAUCGUGGAGCACACAUUUCAUGUGCAAAACUUGACUAUCGGAAGGUUAUGCAACCAGCAAGUAAUAACAGCAGUGAACGGAAGUCUCCCUGGCCCAACGAUACGCGUUCAUGAGGGUGACACUGUUAUUGUUCAUGUCUUCAACAAGUCACCCUAUAACCUUACCAUUCACUGGCAUGGAAUAUUUCAAAUACUGAGUGGCUGGGCAGAUGGACCUAGUAUGGUAACUCAAUGUCCAAUAACACCUGGAGGUAAAUACACCUACAAAUUUAAAAUCAUCAACCAGGAGGGAACACUAUGGUGGCAUGCUCACGUCUCAUGGCUCCGUGCUACUGUCUAUGGCGCCCUUAUCAUUCGCCCAAGAUCUGGUCAAGCCUAUCCAUUCCCUAAACCUCACAAGGAAGUUCCCAUCUUACUGGGUGAGUGGUGGAAUGCUAAUGUUGUCGAUGUUGAGAACCAGGCCCUCGCCACUGGUGGAGGUCCUAAUAAUUCCGAUGCUUUCACAAUUAACGGAAGGCCCGGAGACCUCUAUCCAUGCUCUAAAAAUCGAACAUACAAGCUCGAAGUCCAACAAGGAAAGACCUAUCUAUUGCGUAUAAUCAACGCUGCACUCAAUAACCAGCUCUUCUUCAAGAUAGCUAAUCACAAUCUGACAGUGGUGGCCGUCGACGCUGGCUACACAACACCAAAGGUCACUGAUGUUGUGGUCAUUGCCCCCGGCCAGACCACCGAUGUCCUCCUCAAGGCCAACCAACCAGUGGGCUCUUAUUACAUGGCGGCUCAUGCUUAUGCCAGUGCGCCACUCUCCUUUGACAACACCACCACCACAGGCAUCAUCGAAUAUGAAGGCUCAAACACAGCAACUCCGAUCAUGCCUGUCCUUCCAGCUUUCAAUGACACGCCGACUGCUCACAGAUUCUACAGUAACUUAACCAGUUUAGAAGGAUGCCCCCACUGGGUGCCCGUGCCACGUCAUGUGGACGAGCAUAUGUUUGUUACCGUCGGAUUGUCGCUUGAACCUUGUGGAACAAACGCCACUUGUCAAGGUCAAAACGGUCAACGAUUCUCUGCCAGUAUGAACAAUCAAUCGUUCCAGCUCCCAACAAGUUUGUCAAUGUUGCAAGCCUUCUUUUACAAUGUGAACGGAGUGUACACCACUGAUUUCCCCAACAAGCCACCUGUUACGUUUGACUUCACAAACAGCAGCUUCAACAAUGCCACGUCACUACUGUUUGCACCCAAGGUAACAAAGGUCAAGAAAAUCAAGUUCAAUUCGACGGUGGAGAUGGUCUUCCAAAACACGGCUUUAAUCACAACCGAGAAUCAUCCCAUGCACCUUCAUGGUUUCGACUUUUACGUAUUGGCCCAAGGGUUUGGAAACUAUAACAAAACGAGAGAUAGUAAAAAAUACAAUCUCGUCAACCCACAAAGGCGUAACACCAUAGCCGUGCCAGUUGGAGGCUGGGCUGUCAUCAGAUUCACCGCAAAUAAUCCAGGUGUUUGGUUCAUGCACUGCCAUUUGGACGUUCACUUGCCGUGGGGUUUGGCCACAGCUUUUGUAGUUGAAAAUGGACCGACUCCGUCGACUAGGUUGCCUCCACCGCCGGCGGAUCUACCCCAGUGUUAGUUGUAUUAUUGUUUCACAUACAAAACAAUAUGAGGCUCCGAUUGUUUUCUCAAAUCAUUACUUUUGUUGAUUGUUUAUUUUGUAUUUGUCUAGUUUUCAAUUCAUAAUUUGUUUCAGUUCGGAAGAUUUUCGAUGUAAUAAUUUAGUCCUCCAUUCUUGUCAACUGUGAUGUAUCAAGUCCAUUUUUUUAUAUAUAUUUCAAUGUAAUAAUAUUGUUUUCUUAA
Messenger RNA from Pistacia vera, 2020 nucleotides. RefSeq names its product laccase-7-like. Gene Ontology annotation, molecular function: hydroquinone:oxygen oxidoreductase activity; copper ion binding. The record is from RefSeq and is a predicted model, not a curated record. Lineage: Eukaryota; Viridiplantae; Streptophyta; Magnoliopsida; Sapindales; Anacardiaceae. Gene Ontology annotation, biological process: lignin catabolic process. Gene Ontology annotation, cellular component: apoplast. Bases 96 to 1796 code for a protein of 566 amino acids. The transcript is spliced from 6 exons.